GGAAAUUUCGCCACCCAAUUCAAACCCGCCAGGUUCCCCGCCCAACGGGGGUUGGGCGACCAUGCCUCCGCCGUACCCCGCUGCAAACCCACCGUCUCCCUCUUCACAGCCUCCACUCUCCUCUCUCUACACACAGAAAUCCUGGUCGCCUGACCUACACCGAGACGAGGAAUGGAUCAGGCGGAAGGGCAAACACGACCACCGCCGGAGCAAGAGCGUCACCGAUGAGGAUAUCGAUGAACUCAAGGCUUGUAUUGAACUUGGCUUUGGCUUCGAACAUUCUCCUAAAUUGGAUGAUCGCCUUUCCAACACCUUACCGGCUUUAGGCUUAUAUCACGCCGUUAACAAGCAAUAUUUUGAUACGAUUUCCAAGUCGUCGUCAAUGUCGUCGUCGUCUUCUUCGCUUGUAUCUUCAUACUCAUACGCUGUUUCUGAGCCCGAUUUAUUUUCUCCAGUGAGCAGCCCCCACACCAUAUUCAGCCGAGGCGAUAAUCCACAGACGGUGAAGGCGAGGUUAAGACAAUGGGCACAAGUUGUUGCUUGUUCAGUGCUGCAAUCAUCAUCAUCAUCGUCAUCAAGCUGAACACAAGAUCAACAACGUCCGAAACCAAGGAUGAAUCAGAUCCAGGCCUGGUUAGAUCACAAGUAAUUCUAACCCAACCAACACAUAGUUGAAAGAGUUAGAUUGAUCUAGAUCUGAUGAUAUAAACUUCUCUAAUAGGGUUUGAAUCUGCCUAAAGCAUUACUUUGAUGUUUGGUAAUUCAAAUUUGCUUUUGUAAUCAUGUUAUGUGUUAGCUUUCGGUUGUCUUAAUGCUUCAUUUUAGCUUUUUUCUCGAGUGCAAUCUGUCUUUUAUUCAUGGGAUUUUUGGUGAUUUCUUGUCCCCCCAACUUUAUGUAAACGCGUUAAGUUUUGUUGAUGA
Molecule: messenger RNA, 921 nt
Organism: Cynara cardunculus var. scolymus (artichoke)
Lineage: Eukaryota; Viridiplantae; Streptophyta; Magnoliopsida; Asterales; Asteraceae
Exons: 2
Coding region: 62-583 (173 amino acids)
Source: RefSeq, a predicted model, not a curated record